AAUCGCUCAAGUCACAUACGAUAAUCAACAAAGACAAGUCUUCUUGCUCAUCGACGCUGUAGUCUUCGAAUUCCCGUCAAAAUUCACAUCAUGGGCGGAGGAAGAGUGCAACCGAAGAAUCAAAUGUUCAGUUAUGCGAAACAAUACAUUGAUAAUGUGAAGGAAGCAUUAAAAGAUGAACCUGAAAAAUAUCAAGUGUUUGUCGAUAUGUUGAAGUAUUUCACAAAUCAUCGGAGGUAUGAUGAAGCUACUAUCUUAGCAACUGUGGAUGAACUCUUAAAAGAUCACCCUAAUCUGCGUCUUGAUUUUAAUAACUUCCUUUCUCCCGAGGCUGAGAGCAUCAUCAUCCCUCCCGAGGCUAAGAGCAUUAUCCCGCCCACGGCUGAGAGAGCCAUCACUCCCGAAGCUAAGAGCAUCAUCCCUCCCACGGCUGAGAGCAUCAUCACCCGUCCCGAGGCUGAGAGAACCAUCCCUCCCAAAGCUGAAGAAACCAUCACUCCCGAGGCUGAAGAAACCAUCAUUCCCGAAGCUGAAAAAACCAUCACUCCCGAAGCUGAGAGAACCAUGCAGGUCCUGAAUAUCAUGCAGGUCCUGAAUCUUCUCUACUAUCAUGAAGACUUGACCGAGGACUUUACCAGAUACUUCAAACGACAAAAAUAUCAGUUGGAAUAG
This is a messenger RNA of Brassica oleracea var. oleracea, 672 nucleotides long. Its product is annotated as paired amphipathic helix protein Sin3a. The transcript is spliced from 3 exons. Gene Ontology annotation, molecular function: transcription corepressor activity. Gene Ontology annotation, cellular component: histone deacetylase complex; chromatin. NCBI's taxonomy places the organism in Eukaryota, Viridiplantae, Streptophyta, Magnoliopsida, Brassicales, Brassicaceae. Gene Ontology annotation, biological process: negative regulation of transcription by RNA polymerase II. The record is from RefSeq and is a predicted model, not a curated record. Bases 91 to 672 code for a protein of 193 amino acids.